AGGAGCUGGAGCUGGAUGAGCUGUCCCUUCCAGCCUGAGCUAUUCCGUGAUUCCACGGUUUUGUGUUUGGCUUUGCAGCCUCGCAAGAUUGAGGAGAUCAAGGAUUUCCUGCUGACGGCGCGGAGGAAGGAUGCCAAGUCUGUCAAGAUCAAGAAGAACAAGGACAAUGUGAAGUUCAAGGUGCGCUGCAGCCGGUACCUCUACACCCUGGUCAUCACCGACAAGGAGAAGGCUGAGAAGCUGAAGCAGUCCCUGCCCCCAGGUCUGGCCGUGAAGGAGCUGAAGUGAGCCGGGAUCAGCUGGGUACCUGUUGGAUUCUCUGUGUUUGUUAAAAUAAAUAAAAAACUGUUGGAAAUGUCA
Molecule: messenger RNA, 360 nt
Organism: Cyanistes caeruleus (blue tit)
Lineage: Eukaryota; Metazoa; Chordata; Aves; Passeriformes; Paridae
Source: RefSeq, a predicted model, not a curated record